UUUGAUUGGUGUGAUUUGAUGAUAAAACCGAAAAAUAAACAUUUUAAAUUUAUACGUGAAAAUAUGUCGUUAAAAUUAUUGUAAAAUCAAUAAUAUAUAGAAUUAAAUAAAGAAACGUAUGAAUAGUUAAGUUUAAAAACGUUUAAAAUAAAUAAAAGGGACACGCAACAACGUAAAGAGAAAACUUCAGAAAAGUAGCCUUAUGAGAAGGAGAAGAGAGGGGAAGAAAAAGUGCAAACCACCAACAGGAAGACCUUGAAAAAAACAAGAGCGAAACGUAAAUAGGUGUAGUGUAAUAGGAAUGGAGAUCUUAAAAAUUCUGAUCCAGCAGGAAUCUAGUUAAAGAAAUUUAUUAGAAAAAAAGAAAUACAACAUUUCUAAAUAAGAAAUGAAUACAAUGUCCACUGUUGGUGCCGCUAUAGCGGAGGGCGUGGCGGUGCCACAUAAUGGUCGGGAGGCCCGUAAUCUUGCUGAAAAACAUCGGCGAGAUAAGCUAAAUGCUAGCAUACAGGAAUUAGCCACGAUGGUGCCACACGUAGCGGACUCAGCGCGGAGAUUAGACAAAACAGCAGUAUUACGUUUCGCAGCACAUGGCUUAAGAUUACAGUAUGUGUUUGGGAAAUCGGGUGUAAAAAAAAUGCGUAGUGAGGAGAGCAUAUACGCAGAACCUCAUACUACCGAUACACUAAUGCAGUUAUUAAAUAGUUUUUUUAUAACCUUAACAUGUCACGGGCAAAUAGUACUUAUUUCUACGAGUGUGGAGCAGAUUUUAGGACACUGUCAGUCAGAUUUGUAUGGACAAAAUAUUUUGAAUAUAACACAUCAUGAGGAUCAGGCGAUAUUGCGUCAACAAUUAAUACCUCGCGAUAUGGAGUCAUUGUUUCGUAACAAUUACGAUAUGAACAGAAGCGUUGGAGAUGAAGAAUAUGAUGAAGCAUACGAUUCAGACGAACUGCACGAUGUGAAAAAUACGUAUUAUCACACGCCCAAUUCAAAAACACAGACAAACUUCGCUAAAAUAGAUCAAAAAUUACGCAGUGAUAAAAGAAGCUUUAUUGUACGUUUGGCGCGAGCGAGUACACGCUCGGAAGAAACGCGCUACGAAUUUGUAAAAAUUGAGGGAUGCUUUCGAAGAAGUGACUUUUCAACAUCAGCAGGCAACUUUCCAAUUGUUUCGCAGCUGAUAAGGAGAUCGCGUAAUAAUGGCGCGGCUAGCUGUGGUGGACCUAGUGUAUUACAACAUGAUGCGAUAGCGCAGGCAGCAUUACAUGGCAUCAGCGGUAAUGAUAUUGUGCUUGUGGCAAUAGCACGUUUAAUCAAACCACCUUCUGUUAGUAAUCGUCUCAUUGAGGGCAAUGUUUUGGAAUACCGAACACGACAUUUAAUAGAUGGUCGUAUAGUUGAUUGUGAUCAGCGAAUCGGUUUGGUAGCUGGUUAUAUGAAAGAAGAGGUGCGCAAUCUCAGUCCGUUUUCUUUUAUUCAUCAAGAUGAUGUACGAUGGGUUAUAGUUGCGUUACGUCAAAUGUACGAUGGCGUUGCAGAUUACGGAGAAAGCUGUUAUCGUCUGUUAUCACGUAAUGGGCAAUUUAUUUACCUGCAAACUCAAGGAUAUUUUGAAAUUGAUAAAACAACUAACAGAGUACAUUCGUUUGUUUGUAUUAAUACGCUAUUAGAUGAAGAUGUUGGACGCCGAAGAGUACAAGAAAUGAAAAGAAAAUUUUCAAUUUUUAUUCAAACCAAAAUGCCCAGUAAUUCAGUUGAAGAUGUGCCUGCCUCACAAAAUCCUCAGCAAUUAGAGCGUAUUGUGCUUUACCUUAUUGAGGACUUACAGAAACGACACGAAUUAAAUGGUAAACCGUUAAGUGCCACACCGGAACGAGUUUCAUGUACAAAUGAUAGAAAACGUGCUGUAAAAACUCCGCCAAUAGCUUUAGUUGCACCGGAAACAGAUUCAGUGAGAAGUUCCAUUACAAAAUCUGUGAAUAUUAUCAAUAUAACUGCUGCAAAAAAUUUAUAUAGAAAUCCAAGAAGUCCGGGAAGUCAAUAUAGUGAAGCAUCACUCUCUCCAGCAAGUAGUAAUGGACAUUUUGAGGAAUGUACAGAAAGCAAUAUUUUACCUACUAUCAGCACACAACGUCCAAGUGUACUUCAAAUGAAUUUAGUACCACAAGUGUCAUAA
Teleopsis dalmanni is the source of this 2179-nucleotide messenger RNA. RefSeq names its product aryl hydrocarbon receptor nuclear translocator-like protein 1. Gene Ontology annotation, biological process: regulation of transcription by RNA polymerase II. The coding region runs from base 389 to 2179 and encodes 596 amino acids. Gene Ontology annotation, molecular function: RNA polymerase II cis-regulatory region sequence-specific DNA binding; protein dimerization activity; DNA-binding transcription factor activity, RNA polymerase II-specific. The transcript has 3 exons. The record is from RefSeq and is a predicted model, not a curated record. Gene Ontology annotation, cellular component: aryl hydrocarbon receptor complex; nucleus; transcription regulator complex. Lineage: Eukaryota; Metazoa; Arthropoda; Insecta; Diptera; Diopsidae.